AUGCAGGAGUUCCCGCUCGAGGUUUAUGAGAUAAAGAGCUACCAUGCGGUUGGGUGCUGGGUGACGUUGCACGCAGAGCACGCCAUUAAGGCCCUGAUUGGAAGCAUUGCCCUCAUCUCCGCUGUUACCCAGUUCCAGACCAUUGGUCACUGGAUAAGAGACGACGAGGGUUUGUCAGAUACCCUCGAUGAUCUCAACUUGGCACCCAUGGCGUGCUUCAGUGCGCGUAUGCUGAGUCAGCAGAGGUUCGAAGACAGAAGGCUUGAACCGCCAGCAGAGUAG
Colletotrichum higginsianum IMI 349063 is the source of this 282-nucleotide messenger RNA. RefSeq lists its product as uncharacterized. Bases 1 to 282 code for a protein of 93 amino acids. NCBI's taxonomy places the organism in Eukaryota, Fungi, Ascomycota, Sordariomycetes, Glomerellales, Glomerellaceae. The transcript has 2 exons. The record is from RefSeq and is a predicted model, not a curated record.